CGCUCUGAACUGAGCUGAUCUGAUGGUGCUGCGCUGAAGCUCCGUCCUCCACUCUGCGCUGAGUCCAUGGAGCGCGAUGGCGCCGUUCCCCGAUGAGGUGGACGUGUUCACUGGGCCGCAUUGGCGGAUGAAGCAGCUUGUCGGCCUCUACUGCGACAAGCUGUCGAAGACGAACUUCUCCAACAACAAUGAUUUCCGCGCGUUCCUGCAGACGCUCUGUGCCACCUUCAAGGUGUUCAAGAUACACGAGCAGAUUGAGAAUGAAUACAUAAUCGACCUGCUGCAGCAGCGCAGCCGCACCAUCUACAAUGUGCACUCUGACAACAAGCUCUCUGAGAUGCUCUCGCUCUUUGAAAAAGGGCUCAGGAAUGUCAAGAGCGAGUGUGAGCAGCUGAACUAUGCACGGCAGCUGAAGGAGCGGCUAGAGGCCUUCACCCAGGACUUCCUCCCUCACAUGAAGGAGGAAGAGGAGGUGUUCCAGCCCAUGCUGAUGGAAUACUUCUCCUAUGAGGAGCUGAAGGCCAUUAAGAGGCAGGUGAUAGCACAGCACUGCAGCCAGCAGUGGGACAAGGCUGAGGAGGUGCUGAAGGGGUUAAAUCUUUGGAGCCAGGCUGAGGAGCUGCACAAGGCCUUCAAAUACUCAGACCACGAGAAGACUGAGGAUGUAGAGCGUGAGAAUCGCACAUACACACACAUCUCGGCCCUGCCGGAGGAGCUCUUGGUGCGGCUUUUCCAGUACCUGGGACCGGAGGACCUGUGCCGCUGCAGCCAGGUGUGCAGUACCUGGGCACAGGUAGUUAAAACGGGUUUGCUCUGGAGACACCUGUACCCAGUCCGCUGGGCCAGAGGUGAUUAUUACCGUGGCGCCCCGGGGGAGCUGGACCAGGAUCCAGAUGAGGAGUGGGUUCGGAACCUGCAGGAGGAAGGGCGAGCCUAUCAGGAGUGGGACGAGGAUGCGGAUGUUGAUGAAUCAGAAGAAGCAUGUGAGGAUUCUCUGGCCAUCAGUACAGUGCGCAGAGAGAAGAAGUUGUUGAAUGGAAUGAUCCAGAACCUUCUCCCAGCCGUGGGGCCGUCAGUACGCACCGUUAUCCUGGCUUACAGCGCUGCUGUCUCCAGCAAAAUGGUGCGUCAGAUCCUCAGCCUGUGCCCAAACCUUACACACCUGGACCUCACGCAAACUGAUAUCACAGAUUCAGCUUUUGACAGUUGGACAGAGCUGGGAGCAUGUCGCUCACUUGAGCAUUUGGACCUAUCAGGCUGCGAAAAGAUCACUGAUCAUACCCUGAAGAGGCUGUCCCUGGGAUUAGGUGACCUGACCAUACCCAAGAACAGCCCUGAGCGCAGAGCCAAGCUUCUGAAGGGCAUUUCCUCUCCCAUCAGACUCCUGGACGAGCACUCUGCUUAUGCAAUGGGACGCACCCGGCAGGCUCUCAUCUUUAAGCGGAGGCCUGGUGGGCAGGGCAUGGCCUGCAGCCCCGUUUGGGUUUUGGAUCCAGCUGAGCUGGCUGACAUCGAGGAUGCAGUUGAUUGGAGCAGACGUGGAGGUGUGUCUGCGCAAGACGAGGGGCAUGGCGGCAUUUUAGAGCUGCAGGCAGGAGGCGGGUCUUGCUGCUGCAGGAGAAGCAGGAGGCGGAGCUACAGGACUGGUGCUGAUGCUGGUUCCUCCUACUGGCAGCAUCUUUAUGGCUCUCUGCAGUGUGGUCAUUCUACGUGCUGCAGUUCAGACACUGCGAUCAGGACAGUGAGUGGAGCGCAGUGUGAGCCCCAGGCCACAGGGGGCAGCGAUGAAUUUCGGACUAAAUGCCUUUCUGAAGGCGACUCGAGGACUGAUCAGUCAGGAGCCUGUCGAGCUCUCAGGUUCCUCAGCCUGUCAGGAUGCUAUCAGGUCACAGAUCUCGGUCUGAGGUGUCUGUCUCAGGGAGGAGGGCUCCCCCUGCUGGAGCAUCUGAACCUCUCAGGCUGUCUGUUCAUCACUGAGGUGGGACUGCGGGAGCUGGUGUCUGUCUGCCCCUCACUCAACGACGAACACUUCUACUACUGCGAUAACAUCAACGGUCCCCAUGCUGAGACGGCUAGUGGAUGUCAGAAUCUGCAGUGUGGCUUCAGAGCCUGCUGUCGCUCUGGAGAGUGAUCAUUCCCCCUUCCCUCCUCCCUCCAAGUGUUUCUCUGUACUUUCAGUUGCUCAUUGCUGCUCUUUUCCCCUUUUAGUUUUCUCUUGUUUUUUCCUGCAUUCCUGCACACACCUCUGUCUUAAAACAGUGCUCCAGUGUUUUUAACCUAAUAUCUACCUUCCAGAUCUGUGUUGUACAGUCAAUUUCCACAGACUUCAAAUUCCAAAUUGUUUACCUGUACCUAGAAAACAACAGAGGACCUGUUGAUUUAAAACAAGAGAAGGCAUUGUUAAGUUGCUGAAUUCUGUGAAUGAAAGAUGUGACUAUAUAAUACCAAUUCCAAACUACAAACUUCAUACUUCUGGGGUUUGGGAUGAGACAGACAUAAGAAAGUUUUAUCAAACUUUUGAACGUUUGGAGUAUUACAGUAAGAGUAAUUCCAGUUAUUGUAGCUAUCCUGACUUCUGAUUCCACGGCAGCCAGCCUCAGCCUUUACACUGGUAAUGAAUUACCACAAUUACAUCUCUCUGAAAGAACAAAUUAUACAAGUUUAAUUGAUUUACAAAAACUUUUGAUUGAAUAAUUUAUGAAAGUGUUGUUUAGCGUAAACCUUUACUGACAGAAUUUAACAACUGCCCAAUUUAGUCAACAGAGUGUGCAGUUAUUUUCUAAUUUUUUUGACCGUACAGUACCAGUAGGCAGACAUUAGGUUGAAAAGAAGUUAAUAAUUCCUUUGAUUUUCGUCUUUCUCCUCCUCAUCUUCACUUCUGUUCCCUUGCAUGCUUUUCUUUGUUUUCUGUUUUUUUUUUUUUCCUCCCCCCCUCUCGUUCCUUCAUUCUCUGCUGUCUCCUGUCCCAUUGCACCUAAUCGUUUGCACUUUAAAUUUUGGAGUGCUCCUGGCUGUGCUCUGUCACGUGGGAUAGUCUCCAUCGAAAGAGAGAUGCUAAAUGGAGUUUUAAAAAAAGAUAAAAAAAGUGAAAUUCUUAGAGGCGCCAUCCUCGUCUGAGCGAUUGUACCGUUUAAAGAUAAUAUGUACAUUUUGUAGAUGAUUGAUGUGUUAUUGAAGUUCUUUGUUGCUUCGGGUUCAUCAUGUCAUGUUUGGGAUUUGGAAAGAGCAGGAUGCUGUUUGAUCCUAAUUUUGAGUGCUUCAAGGAAGUGUAACUUUCAGCACAAAGUUCUUGCAUCUUCAUUUUUGUUUUCUUUUUUUUUCGUGGCAGUAAUAGCUUACAAAGCUGUAGACCUAUCUGUAGUCUCUGCCUAGUGAACAUGUAUGACUCCCUACCCUGCCAUUACUGUACAGUUCCAUUGGCUUUGCUGCUUCUGUAAACAUGUGCUUGGCUUCCUUUCUCAUUCAGCCACGCAGACCUUGCAUAAGGAAGACCACUGGAGGGCACUUUGUCCUUGUACUUGGGUUAAGCUUGGUUUGGGAUUACAUUGCAUUGUCUGUUGUAAGUAAAUAAAUAUAUACGCAAACA
This is a messenger RNA of Colossoma macropomum (tambaqui), 3586 nucleotides long. It is a transcript of the gene fbxl5, whose product is annotated as F-box and leucine-rich repeat protein 5. Gene Ontology annotation, cellular component: SCF ubiquitin ligase complex. Gene Ontology annotation, biological process: SCF-dependent proteasomal ubiquitin-dependent protein catabolic process; intracellular iron ion homeostasis. Bases 77 to 2131 code for a protein of 684 amino acids. The transcript has 11 exons. NCBI's taxonomy places the organism in Eukaryota, Metazoa, Chordata, Actinopteri, Characiformes, Serrasalmidae. The record is from RefSeq and is a predicted model, not a curated record. Gene Ontology annotation, molecular function: protein binding.